CUCAUUUGAUUAACUUGACGACAACGACACCAACAAGCUUCCUCAACUACUACCGCGGCGUGUCGAUAUAGCAUUUUCUCCUAGAACUGCCGGUCAUCUCUAUUCUUCCUCAUGUCUCUGGCCUAAUAAUACUUCCUUUCACCUCAAUGGCGAGGCUGUCUAAUCCUUUCGCUUUCACCCGCGGUCCCGUCACCACCAUCACCACCCUUAUAUACCUCGCCCUCCUCACCACACUCAUUGUGAUUCAUACUGGAGUACCUUCCCCACCUCGAUCCCCUACCCCCAUUCAUGGAAUCAACCUGACCGAAGCAUGGCAAGACCUGCAACUCCUCACCCCCGCUUACCAUCCUUACAACAGCAGACGAAAUGAUGAGGUACACGAUUGGCUUGUUUCAAGAAUAGAGUCCAUCAUUCAAGAUAACAAGGCCUCUGUGAAUGCUGCUGCCGAUGUUCCUGCAGUAUACCUAUUCCAAGAUAACCUGUCAAAUCUGACCUUUUCAUCCGCCGGCAUUCCACCUGCACCAGGUGUGAGCGUCUAUUUUGAGAGUACCAACAUCAUCGUCUACAUUCCCGGCACAGAAGACGAUCAAAGCCAAUGGUGGCAAGAUCCAAAUGCCAAACCGACCUCAAGAAAAGCCGUCCUGGUCAACGCCCACUAUGACAGCGUCUCCACUGGCUAUGGCGCCACAGACGAUGGCGUUGGUGUCAUCUGCGUCCUGCAACUCGUCAAGUACUUUACAACCCCAGACAACACUCCGAAGAAUGGUGUGGUCCUGCUCCUCAACAAUGGAGAAGAAGACUUCCUCAAUGGCGCCAGUGUGUUCAGUCAGCAUCCCAUCUCCAAAGUCAUCGGCACUUUUCUCAAUCUCGAAGGUGCUGGUGCAGGUGGCAGGGCAACUCUGUUCAGAAGUACCGAUGAGGCUGUAACCAGGGCCUACGCCAAAAGCAAAUACCCUUUCGGUUCGUCGACAUCUGCAGACGGUUUCAAUCGAGGUCUCAUCAGAAGUCAAACCGAUUAUGUCGUCUUCAAUGGAAAAUUGGGCUUCCGAGGCCUCGAUGUCGCCUUCACGGAGCCUCGAGCGAGAUACCAUACAGAUCAAGAUGACGCUCGUCACACCAGCUUGAGUUCCAUCUGGCACAUGCUUAGUGCAGCUGUCGCUACCACAAAGGCUUUGACUUCAGCUGGCCAUGAGACAAAUCUUGACCCAGAUCACACUCCAGGCCAUUCCGCCGUGUGGUUUGACCUUCUCGGACGAGGGUUCGCCAUUCUUCGCACUCAUUCCUUCUUCUCCCUCUCCGUCACCCUCCUCGUCGCAGGUCCGAUCUUCCUGCUAAUCACCAUGGCACUCCUCUACCGUGCUGACAAGUUCUACCUCUUCUCCGGCUCUCGAGCGUAUCACCAACCAAAUGGCGACGACGCCAUUCACCUCUAUGGUUGGAGGGGCUUCUUCCGUUUCCCCGUCAUUCUCCUCGUUUCUUGCGCUGCUCCUGUUGCGCUUGCCUAUCUCCUCUUCAAGGAAAAUCAAUUCAUCGCUCAUAGCAGCGAGUGGGCAGUGUGGAGUACCAUGAUAUCAUCGUUUAUUAUUGUGGCUUGGUUCUUCUCUAGGACCGCUGACUUUACCCGGCCCUCGUCCUUGGUACGCGCCUAUGGCUUUUCAUGGCUCUGGGUAGGCUGGUGGGCUCUUCUUGUUGUUUCCACCGUCUUUGAGCGAGACUUUCAUCUGGUGGGCACCUAUUUUGUCCUAAUUUAUGCCGCGUCCGUCUGGCUAGCCACCUGGCUGUCAUAUCUCGAGCUUUUCUCCUUGCCCAAGAAGUCCGCAUACUGUCGAGGAAAGGUCGGCGAAGAAUACUUCUCGUCAAGCUCUAGAAGCCCAUCUCAAACCCCACGUCCUGAAUCCUCUGCAGAACAAGGCAUCGAGCCUGACGGAUUUGAAGAGGACGAUGACGACCCAACUGAGAGGACGAGCCUCCUCAAAGGCCGCGGCCGACGAACUUUCAAAGGUUAUGGACGCCAGCCUACCGAAAGCCCCGCUGCUUCCUCCAAGGAAGAAAAGACUAGUUCAUACGAAGAACAAGAAUGGAGCAAGUCCCAGUGGACUUCGUGGUGGUUCCUUCAGAUCCUCGUUCUUGUACCGAUUAAUGUCAUCAUCAUGGGACAGAUCGGUCUCCUAGUGACCUCAGGACUCCAUCAGACAGGCCAGGAUGGUAGCUCCAUGUUCUUGCUCUACCUUCUGAUGGCCAUUACAACCAUCUGUCUCUUCUCUCCAAUUGUUCCCAUCCUGCACCGUUUCACCUGGCAUGUUCCCAUAUUUCUUUUCCUGGUCUUGAUUGGUACUCUCAUCUACAAUCUGAUCGCCUUCCCCUUCUCUGCUGAGAAUCGGUUAAAGGUCUACUUUCAACAACAGAUCGAUCUCGAGCACGGAAACAACUCGGUAUUCCUCCAGGGAGUACCACCCUUCACACAAGCUGUCGUUAAGAAUCUACCCAGUGCUGCCGGGCAGGACCUCGGUUGUUUCAUCACAGGAUUCGCCAACAAUUUGGAGAGAUGCAGCUGGACUGGUACCCCACCGUUGGUUGCUAAUGGCCCGCCAGACACAUGGCUCACUUUCAACACUACUCGGGUCAAUGGUAGUGACAGUGACAACAAGGCCCGAUUUGUUAUCUCAGGUAAGAACACUCGAGCUUGCAAGAUAGUGUUCAACUCCCCUGUCAAAGCCUUUAAUGUUGAGGGGCAGGGCCCUAGGGACAAGAGGUUUCAAUCUGUCCCAGAAGCUGGCAGCAAUGAGAUACGCCUCUGGUCUCGGACGUGGAAGCGGACGUGGAUCGUCGAUGUGUCGUGGGACACGCCCGAGGCUGAAACUGGCACCAUGGACGGCAAAGUCGUUUGUCUCUGGAGUGACGCCAAUCAGAGCGGUGUGAUUCCUGCCUUUGAUGAAGCAUCUCAUUUUGCUCAGGACUGGGUUGCCAUUACAAAAUUUGCUGAUGGGUUAGUGGAAGGGUACAAGCUAUUCAGUGUUUGAUUAUGGGAAGGAUGAUGUUGAUUGUUAUGAGGCUGUUGGCAUUGUUGGUGUCAUUGGAUGUAUUCUUAUUGCCAUUGAUAGAUUGUGGCAAGUUGGUAAUGUCAUUGUUGGGUGUCAUGAAAGAUGUUUCGUUCAGUCUUGGCCAAAGUGUGUGAUGGAAUGUCUGGCAAGGGACCGUCUUGACUCUUGCCUAGGUCUAGCUAGGUACAUACGGAGUAUAUGUUCCUUCAAUGCGUGCAUGCAUGAUACUAU
Molecule: messenger RNA, 3272 nt
Organism: Exophiala mesophila
Lineage: Eukaryota; Fungi; Ascomycota; Eurotiomycetes; Chaetothyriales; Herpotrichiellaceae
Exons: 1
Coding region: 147-3020 (957 amino acids)
Biological process (GO): proteolysis
Molecular function (GO): metalloexopeptidase activity
Source: RefSeq, a predicted model, not a curated record